Molecule: messenger RNA, 1110 nt
Organism: Vicia faba (fava bean)
Lineage: Eukaryota; Viridiplantae; Streptophyta; Magnoliopsida; Fabales; Fabaceae
Source: the annotation of a GenBank genome assembly
AUGGAUCUAGAUUUCCUAAUCCACGCUCUCAUUCCAUCUUCCAACUCCGUUUCUUUACUUGCGGGUUUUUUCGCUUACUUGGCCAUUCUUGGAUCUAUUCUCCCUGGAAAACUUGUUCCUGGGGUUGUUCUCUCUGAUUCAACUCGCCUUCACUAUCGCUGCAAUGGUCUACUUUCGCUUCUCCUGUUGGUUGGACUUCUUUGGAUCAGUGCCAAGAUGGAAUUUGUAUCUCCCACUGCCAUAGCAGAUAGUGGACUUGAGCUGCUGUCUACAACUUUUAUCUUCAGUUUUCUUGUGACCCUGGUACUCUAUUUUUCCGGUUGCAAGUCACGGAAUAAAGGUUCAUCGCUAAAACCUCAUAUUAGUGGAAACCUGAUAGACGAUUGGUGGUUUGGAAUACAACUAAAUCCUCAGUUCAUGGGUAUUGACCUCAAAUUUUUCUUUGUUAGAGCUGGAAUGAUGGGGUGGCUACUUAUCAACUUAUCCGUUCUUGCCAAGAGCAUUCAAGAUGGUACUUUGAGCAAGUCAAUGAUUCUCUACCAGCUAUUCUGUGCACUAUACAUCCUGGACUACUUUGUACACGAAGAAUAUAUGACAUCCACAUGGGACAUAAUUGCGGAGAGAUUGGGCUUCAUGUUGGUCUUUGGAGAUCUAGUGUGGAUUCCUUUUACUUUUAGCAUACAGGGCUGGUGGCUUUUGAGGAACAAUGUGGAGUUAACAACAGCCGCGGCUGUAGCUAAUUUCUUUGUCUUCCUUAUUGGAUACAUGGUAUUUCGAGGGGCAAACAAGCAGAAACACGACUUCAAGAAGAAUCCAAAGGCUCCUAUAUGGGGUAAGCCUCCAAAAGUCGUUGGAGGCAAGUUACUUGCUUCUGGUUAUUGGGGUGUUGCGAGACACUGUAAUUACCUAGGAGACUUGCUGCUUGCUCUCUCUUUUAGCUUACCUUGUGGCAUCAGUUCACCAGUUCCAUACUUCUAUCCAAUUUAUCUUCUCAUUCUGUUAAUAUGGAGAGAGAGAAGAGACGAAGCUCGAUGUGCGGAGAAGUAUAAAGAUAUAUGGUUAGAGUAUCGCAAACUUGUUCCAUGGAGAAUAUUGCCUUAUGUUUAUUAG